Aspergillus alliaceus is the source of this 3114-nucleotide messenger RNA. It is a transcript of the gene gfa1, whose product is annotated as glutamine--fructose-6-phosphate transaminase (isomerizing) GFA1. The transcript has 6 exons. The record is from RefSeq and is a predicted model, not a curated record. Gene Ontology annotation, molecular function: L-glutamine:D-fructose-6-phosphate transaminase (isomerizing) activity; carbohydrate derivative binding. Gene Ontology annotation, biological process: protein N-linked glycosylation; UDP-N-acetylglucosamine metabolic process; fructose 6-phosphate metabolic process. NCBI's taxonomy places the organism in Eukaryota, Fungi, Ascomycota, Eurotiomycetes, Eurotiales, Aspergillaceae. Bases 609 to 2690 code for a protein of 693 amino acids.
CUUACCCAUGCCAUGGAAGGACUUCAGCCGAGAGUCACGAGUGAAACACACCAAUAGGUCCAACAGACUGUGUGAGGCGUAGGGCCGACAUAUUAUUGGCCAGUUCCACCUUGAAUGAAUGGCUGCGCCCUGGAGCCGGUCCAUAGCAGCUUCCCUGGUCUCUCUCUGUGUGGGCCGAUCUCACAACAUAAAACAUAGCUCCUCCCCCUCCUUCCAGCUGAUUGUCGGAUCUAACUCAACUUCCCCUUUCCUACCAAUUUGUCCUACCCCCUUCUUCCCUCAUUAAACUCUCCUCCUGUUAAUAGCGAUAGACGGUCAGAUCUUGUCGUCCAGCUGGACUACCAGAAGUGUGUUUGCGUUAUUCUGCCAAGGUAUCUUGGGAUUGUUUCAUUGACAGGUUGUUAUUUGCCAGGGCACACUUUAAAAUUAACCCCACCACCGUUUACGACAUUUGCUUUCAGUAUCUGGAGGCAACCUUCGUUGGAUUGGAAUACCAAACAGCCCUCUAGUUAUUCGCCCGCUCAUCUUUCGACGUUUCACCUCUUUCCCUAACUUCUCUUCUCUCCCUCUCUUCUCUCACUCUCUUUUCUUUCCAACUUUAGUCAAACAUGUGCGGAAUUUUCGGUUACAUCAACUACCUCGUCGAGAGGGAUCGCAAGUAUAUUCUUGACACUCUCCUCAACGGACUGUCGCGCCUCGAGUACAGAGGCUACGAUUCUGCCGGUCUCGCUAUAGAUGGUGACAAGAGGAAUGAAGUUUGCGCUUUUAAGGAAGUAGGAAAGGUCGCCAAGCUGAGGGAGCUCAUCGAUGAGUGCAAGCCUGAUCUGACCAAAUCAUUUGAGUCUCAUGCUGGUAUUGCCCACACUCGUUGGGCCACCCAUGGAACUCCUUCCCGCCUGAACUGCCACCCACACAGGUCCGACCUGAACUGGGAAUUCUCCGUUGUCCACAAUGGUAUCAUCACUAAUUACAAGGAACUCAAGGCUCUGUUGGAGAGCAAAGGAUUCCGUUUCGAGACUGACACAGACACCGAAUGUAUUGCGAAGCUCGCAAAAUAUCUCUACGACCAACAACCGGAUAUCGAAUUCACAGUCCUAGCCAAGGCUGUUGUGAAGGAACUUGAGGGUGCUUUUGGUCUUCUCAUCAAAUCCGUACACUAUCCUCAUGAAGUCAUUGCGGCCCGCAAAGGUUCCCCGCUUGUUAUUGGCGUGAGAACGUCGAAGAAAAUGAAGGUGGAUUUCGUGGAUGUUGAGUACUCAGAGGAUGGGGCGCUUCCUGCAGAGCAAGCUUCCCAACAUGUGGCCAUCAAGAAGUCAGCGACUGGCCUCCUCGCCCCGCCUGACAAAUCCCUUUUGCAUCGGUCACAGUCCCGUGCUUUCCUUUCCGAUGAUGGUGUUCCCCAGCCAGCAGAAUUCUUUUUGUCUUCGGACCCUUCUGCCAUUGUCGAACACACGAAGAAAGUUCUUUAUCUCGAAGAUGACGAUAUAGCUCAUGUUCAUGAAGGCCAGUUGAACAUUCACCGCCUCACAAAGGAUGAUGGCACCUCCAAUGUCCGCGCAAUUCAGACGAUUGAACUUGAGCUGCAGGAGAUUAUGAAGGGAAAGUUUGAUCACUUCAUGCAAAAGGAGAUUUUUGAGCAGCCCGAGUCUGUGAUUAACACCAUGAGAGGACGAUUGGAUGUUGCGAACAAGCAAGUUACUCUUGGUGGUCUACGGCAGUACAUUUCUACUAUACGGCGUUGCAGAAGGAUCAUUUUUGUUGCCUGCGGAACAAGCUACCAUUCCUGCAUGGCUGUGCGUGGGGUCUUUGAAGAGCUAACUGAGAUUCCUAUUUCAGUUGAACUUGCUUCCGACUUCCUGGAUAGACAGGCGCCAGUCUUCCGUGAUGAUACGUGUGUUUUUGUUUCCCAGUCUGGUGAAACCGCUGAUUCACUCUUGGCUCUGCGCUAUUGUCUUGAACGGGGUGCAUUGACCGUUGGUAUUGUUAAUGUUGUAGGGUCGUCGAUCUCUCUCCUUACGCACUGCGGUGUGCACAUUAACGCUGGUCCAGAAAUCGGUGUGGCCUCUACGAAAGCUUACACUUCCCAGUUUGUUGCGAUGGUCAUGUUCGCACUAUCCCUUAGUGAGGAUAGGGCAUCUAAACAGAAGAGGCGGGAGGAAAUCAUGGAGGGCCUUUCCAAGGUCUCCGAACAAUUCAAGGAGAUCUUGAAACUUAAUGAACCCAUUAAAGAAUUAUGUGCAAACUUCAAGAAUCAAAAGAGUUUGCUUCUGCUGGGUAGGGGCGGUCAAUUCCCCACUGCGCUUGAAGGUGCACUGAAAAUUAAGGAGAUUUCCUAUCUCCACUGUGAAGCUGUUAUGUCCGGUGAAUUGAAGCACGGUGUUCUUGCUCUUGUUGAUGAAAACUUGCCUAUCAUCAUGAUUCUCACGAGGGACAACCUUUUCUCGAAAUCUUUGAACGCUUAUCAGCAAGUUAUUGCCAGAGGCGGUCGUCCUAUUGUGAUCUGCAAUUCCAAUGAUCCAGAAUUCUCCUCAGCCCAAACUGUGAAGAUCGAAGUUCCUAAGACUGUCGAUUGCCUACAGGGCCUCCUCAAUGUUAUUCCCCUUCAGUUAAUCGCUUAUUGGCUGGCUGUGUCGGAAGGUCUUAAUGUUGAUUUCCCCCGCAAUCUUGCAAAGUCGGUCACAGUUGAGUGAGUUCUCGCUAUACGCGUAGCCGAAGCAUGAUAGAUUGAGGUUACCGGGUCUUGGUGGGCAUGCUUGCUAUUCCUCGAUUGAGUUCUGUUUUUAUUUCCAUAAUUGUCCGGUAGAAUUUAAACAUUGCAAGCAAUGAUUUUCGAUAACUUGAGUAAGUUUGACUCAGAUACUUUGUAAUGAGUAUGCUGUUUGUGUUGCUUAACAGUAUGGUGAUGUUCUUUUCUUACCUGCAAGUAUGUGCAUCUCAAGAGAAUUUAUCUAUAUGGUACUAACCCUUUGUGUCUGUUUACGGAGCAAUACAUACGUAUUCUAUUGGACCGGUACAGGACUUAAUUAAACCCCUAUAAAUACUAGGUUUUUUAUUAUUUACUUUUUAACAUAGUCUAACCUAGAUAACUAUUUAGAGAAUUUAACUAUUGUGGGA